Messenger RNA from Desarmillaria tabescens, 1458 nucleotides. RefSeq lists its product as uncharacterized. The record is from RefSeq and is a predicted model, not a curated record. Lineage: Eukaryota; Fungi; Basidiomycota; Agaricomycetes; Agaricales; Physalacriaceae. The transcript has 4 exons. Bases 156 to 1193 code for a protein of 345 amino acids.
CCCUGAUUGCAAUCAUGAUACUUACUCAGGCGGUUUGACUCCAUGCUAUUUAACUCAAAGAUGCUGUGUGUUGUUUUUAAAAGCCUCUCUCGUGGUUUCUCAUCACUGGUCUUACUCUUUCCCUUACUCUUGCAGCUUCACAAUACAACUUCGCCAUGGUCAGCUAUAGUAACUACUCUUAUAGCCUCGAAAACCUGGAUGUUUUCAAAUGGGAAGGGUCAUGGGAACUCAGUGCAUAUGAUGCUUCUAGCGUUAAUGAGGUUGGGGUAAUGGCUUGGACACAGGACCUGACAGCCAACGUAACCUUCACUUUUCCUGCACCAGCUAAUGCUUUCUACUAUUACGGCAUACCUCGCUGCUGUGGGGCAUUGUAUGCAAUAUGUAUCGACUGUGAUCCCGAAAGUUCCAAAUUCGAGAAGAUCAACGCUGUCAACAGCACUGACGAUGGUAAAAAUCCUCCGAUCAUCCUGUACACCAAAUCCUUUGAUCAGCUAGGAAUACAUCAGAUAAUCUUAACCAACCAGGACGACGCACGGGGGCUUUCGGAGUUAACGCUGGCCAAAUUUGUACUCCAGAUUGAGGAUAACAAUGUUACUGCUACAGAAAGCUUGACGUUGACGUCUGGAGCAUCCUCCUUCUCCUUCAUCUCUGUGACCUCAUCUACCACUCCGGCGCCGGUAUCUCAAUCAACCAGAACCUCACCUUCCCCCACAGGUGCCAUCGUUGGAGGAGUUGUAGGAGGCGUCGCGGUCAUCUCCCUUUGCUUAAUUAUAUGGUUUUUUAAGCGACAUCGCCAUCGUACACAGCCAGAGCAUAACGACAUGAAUACGAGUUCCUAUAUCAGUCCCCAUCAACAGUCCCCAUUCAUUAUAUCUCACCCAAAUACGCCUAUCCCUACCCCGUAUACCGUGAUGGAGACCACCUCUCAUCAUAUGCCAAAGGGAGCAAGAAGAGUUUCAGUGGCUGCUGGACCUUCAAUUUCAAAUGCACCAUUGGGACAGGCACACCCCUCUUCAUCACGUAUGGCCUCCGGUGAACGCUGGCCUCAGCGGGAAAAUGAUGCGGGUCGGAUAGACGCUGAUGAUGGUGGCAACAAUAGUGCCGCAACGUUCCCGCCUGGGUACGAGGAUAUUGUCAGCGGUGGACACGUUGAUGGUGAACAACCUACCACUAGAGGCCUAACGUCCCUCUAGUAAGUAGAGGGACGUUGAUUUGCAGGUUGCCUACACCUGAGGUUCGAAGGCCUCCUCCCUCGGAAAGUGGGCCUUCUUGAGCUUCUUGACAACCUUUUCAUGAACUCGUCCAGUUUGAUGAGACCAACCUUCUACUCGUUAUUCCAUAUUUUCUUUCUAUCUCAGGUGUUUGUAAACUUGUAAAGUUACCUGCCGUAGCGCCUAUUUAAGCUUCGAGAAAUUUCAGUGAUCCUCCAAUACCACAACUUGUAUUUCAAAGUAGAGC